Molecule: messenger RNA, 1002 nt
Organism: Closterium sp. Yama58-4
Lineage: Eukaryota; Viridiplantae; Streptophyta; Zygnematophyceae; Desmidiales; Closteriaceae
Source: the annotation of a GenBank genome assembly
AUGCGCCUAUCCCAGACGGUGCAGCGCGGGCUGAAGGCGGAGGAGUCAGCCAGAAAGUCCGACGAGUCGCCCGUUACCAUCGCUGACUAUGGCUCGCAGGUGCUUGUGGCGUGGGCGCUGCAGCAGCACGGGCUGCCAGGCGCCUUCUCCAUGGUGGCGGAAGAGGACUCGUCCCAGCUGACGGCACCAGAGGGGCGGGGCAUGCUGCAGCGCAUCACAGCACUGGUCAACGCCACCAUCGCGGGCAGCAAGGCAUGGGGCGGAGGGGCGGUGGCGCCGCUGAGCGAGGCGCAGUUGGUGGCGCUGAUCGAUGCGGGCGGCGCGCAGGGAGGGAAGACCGGGCGCCACUGGGUGCUGGACCCCAUCGACGGCACGCGCGGCUUCAUGCGAGGGGACCAGUACGCAGUGGCGCUGGGGCUGUUGGAUGAGGGAGACGUGGUGGUGGGCGUGCUGGGCUGCCCCAACCUGCCGUGUGCGUCCAUAGCACGCGGGGUGGACGCCGCAGUGGCUACUGGAGAGCCCGUGGGGUGUGUGUUCUCCGCCGUGAAGGGCCGCGGCACCACCGUGCAGCCCCUGCAUGAGCCUGUGCCGCCUAGACAGGUGCAAGUGAGCGGGGAGAGCAACCCAGCCAUGGCUACGUUCUGUGAAUCUUACGAGUCACGCCACUCCAAGCACAACCUCACCGCAUCCAUCGCACAGGCGUUAGGCGUGAUGACACCCCCAGUGCGCAUUGACUCGCAGGCCAAGUACGGAGCCAUGGCACGCGGCGAUGCCGCCAUCUACAUGCGCUUCCCACCGGACGGAUACCGGGAGAAGAUCUGGGACCAUGCUGCUGGCAGCCUUGUCAUCUCUGAGGCCGGAGGGAAAGUUUGUGACGCAGCAGGGCAGCCCCUAGACUUCUCUCGUGGUAGGUUCCUUGAUUUAGAUACGGGUAUCAUUGCAACCAAUGCUUCACUCAUGCCUGUGCUGCUUUCGACUGUUCAGUCCGUGCUUAGCAAAUGA